AUGCAACCUUCAAGUCCCGACGAAGAUCGCUUACAGAUCCGUAAGCUUGCUCGUAAAGAGGCCAACAAAGCUUAUCUCCACGAACUCUCGGCGUGCCUCGACGACACCGCGCAGCGCAUGGCUUUGGACGUUCGGAUAUCGUUCGCCGAAGCGCGUGCUCAGCUUCUCGCAGAUCUCUAUGCGGAGAAUCCUCUCCGACCCAAGCGCGCAGUCUCGGCAUGGAAUCAUUUUGUCAGCAUAGCAUCAAAAACAGCGCUGCCGUCUCAAGCCGCGCUCGAAGAUGCUGGUGAGGCUUCAGAUUCCGAAACGGAGCGUAGGUCCACGCCAGCCCUCGGACUUGAGCCCACUUGCAAAAGCUCGCGGCUUGCUGACUUCACCGAAUGACGAUCGCCGCAUUACGAUGUUCCUCGACGUGAAUCCACCAGCCGCUCCUCGACCUAAGAAGCGCUCGCUGCCCGAGGUGUCGCAGGCGGCGAGCAAGGAUUAUGCCCGAAUGACCGAAGAUCAGAGGGAGGAGCUAAGGAAGGAAGCCGAUCAGACCGUGAACGAUGCAGCAGGUGAGGCGAUCGUCAAGAGGAAACAUGCGAAACGUAUCCCCGAGAUGAAAACGAUUGGACGAAGGGUACGCAUGAGUUCUUGGCGUGCAGUGUCGAAUGCGUCUCGCGAUGACUUUCGCUCGCCCGAUAUGUGUCAUUGACAUGCGAUUUUUUUUACUUCAACACCCCCUUUCUAGCUCCAUCAGCUGUCGAAACUACAUGGGGUCAAAUUCAUCCUCGUGUAUGCAUCAUACGAUUGGGGCGAAAAGGCACUCGUCGGGCACAGCCAAUCAAUAUUGCCGCAUGGCCGCACUUGAAUUGCAAUCACUGUGUAUGGGUUUAGAAGGAUUCAUAUCGCUUCAUGGUGAGUUAUAUAAUAGUGUAUGCUUUGUAAUUGCCUACAUUGCGUCAAAUUCUUGUCAAUUUACGCGUUUGCUAUCAGCUGCCCCGCCCAUGUUUGUGCCUUUUCAAUGGCAGACAGGCUUGGGAGGCAACAAUCGAGAUCGAGCAAGAGUCUGGUUGGGUGAUUAUCUGGACGCUAGCCUCAGUAAGCGGCUACCUUUCGCACCGUGUAUGUGGUGUGUGACUGCGGCAGUCAUGCUGAAAGAUCUCCCACUUGGGAUCGGGUAUGGCCGAUCUUGCAGGGCACGCGAGCGCUGGAAGGGUGGCAAGCAUGGCUGCCGUCAACGCAUGGACGACGUCUGGCGUAG
Messenger RNA from Microbotryum saponariae, 1246 nucleotides. NCBI's taxonomy places the organism in Eukaryota, Fungi, Basidiomycota, Microbotryomycetes, Microbotryales, Microbotryaceae. The record is from the annotation of a GenBank genome assembly.